Messenger RNA from Acipenser ruthenus (sterlet), 7443 nucleotides. RefSeq names its product proline and serine-rich protein 2-like. Lineage: Eukaryota; Metazoa; Chordata; Actinopteri; Acipenseriformes; Acipenseridae. The record is from RefSeq and is a predicted model, not a curated record. Bases 254 to 2032 code for a protein of 592 amino acids. The transcript is spliced from 4 exons.
GCAAUAAGACUAGUUGAGUUGAGUUGAGUUGUUGAAACAGACUGCCAUUGAGAAGGUAGAGCUAACAAGCAGCACAUCUUUAGAAAAUAAGGAGAGCGACAGUAUUUUAAAGUGCCAAUAUUUUUGUAAAUGCAGCGGCUUUGAUAAAAGGCACUGUUUUUUGUGUAUAGAGGAAUUCGUGUAACCCAAAUAAUAUACUUUUCCAAGAAGCUUGGUAUGGCACAGUGUUCUUGAAGAAACCAUUUGGAGUACAAUGCCAAGACAGUAUAUUGACUCCAAUUCAGAAACAAUGGAAUAUCAGAUUGCCCCAAAAUCUCGGCUGCAUUUUGGUAUGAAUGGAAGCCAUGACGGUGUCAGAACAAAAUCUCUUUCACGGAGCUCCACCCUUGAGGAUGAUGCCCUAAAGUCCCUUACUCGUGAGGAAAAGGAGUGCCUAAUGUUCUUUGAGGAAACCAUCGAUUCUUUGGAAAGUUCUUUGGAAAAACAAGACCUGUCUUCUGGGGACAGUACUCCUGUGAAUGACAGGUCUACCCCGACUUUUAUAGAGGAAAGAGCUCCAAGCCCAAAAGAAGAAAUCAUUGAUUUGGUUCAAAUAAACCCUGAACAAGCAGAAUACAGAAAUACUAUUAACCAUUCCCCAUUGCCAGUCGGGAAGAUCUACACAAAGCAGCAGGAUGAAUUUAAACUAAAACAGGAGAUAACUGAAAACGACCACCCUUUAGACUACUACCCUCCUCCCCCACCUAUGGUAACAUCUCCAAAGUGGGACAGACCCUUGCCAGCCACCCUGACAGACCAGAGCCAGCACACGUUUGCUUAUUUUCACCCUAUAGGCUCUAUUCCCACUCCUGUUGUAAUUGCCCAGAAGAUUGCAGAGAGAAAGGCAGGGAAUGGGCACACGUCUCAAACCUCAAUUCUGGAUGAGAGGAGAAGGAGUUUUGAAAGUGACAAAAGUCCUCCCUUAUCUGCUGACAACUCGGGCAGACUAGGGACUGUUCCAAAGCCUGGUAGGUUUCCAAGCAACAUCAUUAUCAUGGGGAGUGGCAAGGAAUAUAACCAGACCAUCUCAAAAGCCUCUGUCAAUGUGCAGGAACGGAAAGUACAGAUGUUAGCCAACCUAACCGGGGCUCCCCACUUUUCUCCUGAACCUGAGGAGAUGGCAGUGAGAAUGACCCCAAACAGGAGCUUAUCGUUUAGAGACCCAGCACCUGAACAAACCAGGACUGAAGCUCUGUCCAAACUGGGUCUCGUGAAAGAGAAGACCCUAACUGAUCACCACAGGCAGACUGGCAACAGGUCUGUGGUUAUGUACCCCAGUCAGGUUCCUUCAAGCAAAACGGAGACAUUGUCUAAUGGACCUCAAAAUGAUCAAAACAUUGCCAAAAAAGGAGCUUCAACCGAUCACCAUGGAAUGAGUGGUUACAAGUCCAUAGUUGUGAACCCCGGUCAAGUUCUUUCAAGCAAAACUCAAACAGUUUCUAAUGCACCUCAAAGUGAUUACAGCAGUGCCAAAAAAGGAGCUUCAGCUAGUCUAUAUGCUCAGAGUGAUUACAAGUCCAAGAUUGUGAAACCAAGUCAAGCCUUUCCUAGCAAAACUGAGGCAUUGUCUGAUGGACCUCCAAGAGAUCAAAACAUUGCCAGAAAAGGAGCCUCUGCUGAUCACCAUGGGGUAACUGGUUACAAGUCCAUGGUUGUGCCCCCCAGUUACAGUCCUUCAAUCAACACUGAGAUUACGUCCAACGCACCUCAAAACAGUGACAGUUGUGCUGAAACAGGAGCUCUGCCUGCUUACUCAAGGGUGAAGUCAGUCACAUUUGGACCAAAUGCCCGUUCCACAGGAAUGUUUUCUCACCACAAUGGAUCCAAGAGUUUUAGUGGAAACAAAAGCAGGUCCCUAGACAUAAAGAGGACUUGCUCUAUACCCAAAACAUCUGGUUUUAGACCACAAGGAGUUACAGUUCAGUUCUCUGGCCGCGGUUCCACUGAUGAAUCAAGAAGGGAAGCCCUGAGAAAACUCGGUCUUCUAAAAUAAAUAUUUCUUUAUUGGGAAAAGAAAUGCACAUACUUGUACAGUAUGUGAGUUUUGGGUCAACAGGUGCAGUGGUGUGGUCAUGAAAAAAAUCCGGUAUGUACUGAAAAACAUAUUGAAAACCUGAAUGAUGAAAAUGGAGAUCCGUGCAGAUUUGGUUAUGUAGCUUAUGAAGAUUAUCCAAUUAGGUGGCUGAAAUACCUAAAAGAAAGGAUUCGAGACUAAAGGAUCUUUUUGUGCCUUGGUUAUUACUAUUAUUGAGAUCACCCAAUAUGUUCUCAAAAGGUCAACUGCAGAGACUUACUGGUGUUAAAUAAUAAUGUUUAUAGAUGCAGCUUUCAUCAUAAUUAGAAUUUCUGAUUUUCGGUUUUAACCGAUAAAACCCGAUAAAACACCCCCGAUCCAAAAAAAAAAAAAAAAUGAAAUCGGUGGAUAGCCAAUAAACACCGGAAAGCACUGAAAAAACCUGUGGAAAUGGUUAAUCAAUUCACCUUGACUUUACACUAUUCCCAUUAAAAAAUAAAAUCUACUACAAAAAUAAUAAUAAAUACAUUUUCCAGUGCUGCUGGGCAAUAUCCCGCCUUCCUGACUUGCACCUAUCAUUGAUUCGUUCUCAAAACAUUAAACCUGCCCCAACUACUGAAGGACAUCACAUUCCUACAUUUCUAUUGGAGACUCUGCUUGUGAGAUUUAAAACAAGAUUACAAGAGGGGCGGAAGAGAAAGUGUGAUAUUAAGCUGUGAUGAUGUAAAAUGAAGCCACUUGAACAAGUGACAUAACGACUGUGACAGAUCUAUCAUUGCUGUAUACUCCAAAGCAUUGUUUAAAGGCAUAUGUAGGUUAUGUUUGUGUACGACACAAAAAAAGUUAGUUGCUUUUAUGAAGUUAAUCUAUGGUUUACUAUUACCUAGUAAAUGGCAUUGUGGUGCAGCACUGCUUUAAUACCGUUCCAGAGUAAAGGGAAUUUUCUUUUUGCAUGAUUUCCUCAAAAUAAGUUUUGUUUAGCAUAUAAAAGAGUUAACCCACAUAACAAUCCAUAGGUGCAAUGGUGUGCAUUUUGUAGUUGAUCAAUAGAGACUUAACAUUUUCAAAUCUAUGGCAGGAAUUCUAAUAGCAUUACAGAACUUAUUUACAUAAUACUAUUUACUGUUUACAGCUGCAAUUCUUUUAAAUUAAAAUCAAUUUGAUUGGGUUUAAUGUACCUAUACAUGAUUCUGUAAAUUUUACUGCAUCCUGCUUUCUCUCAGGUUUUACCAAAAAGACUUCUCUGAAUAAAUGUAAUUGCAUCUGUUACUACACUAUUAUAUAUCUGUAUUGGUCACCAACAUUGUUGGUAACAAAAUGCAACACGUAUUAAUUAUGUUGGUUUCACCUAAAAAAAUAAAUAAAUAAUAAAUCACUGCCUAAAUAUUACUGUAGGUCUUAAUUGAGCACUUUCAGGGAUGAAAGUAAGGCUCCUAUUGCAUAUCAGUUUGAUCCAUUCCUGGUUUUACUAAGUUUAACAAGAUACCUGAGCUUGUUACCAAUACACUAUGGCUCCCCAAGCUUGUAUUAAAACCUGAAAUGGAUGAAACUGCUAUGCAUGGCUGUCUCUGGUCAUCUGCUGUUAAACUGAUACUAUAGCUGUAUAUCGUAUGUGUUGUUUACCAAAUCGUAGACCUAUAUGUAGCACUGAAAACAGAAGCAAGUUUAAUAUAUCUAUUUUUUUAAAAUAUCGAUUAGUUUAUUUUGGGUCUUCUACAACAACAAAAAAAAUCUGAUAUAAAUAUAUACUUUCCAUAAUAACCUACACAUCAUAUCUGUAUGUAUUUUAAUGGGGAUUCGUGCUAAAUGUAUAUGUCCUCUUCCCUGUGUAUUGCUUUAGUUGUGUUUUCUUCAAAAAUAAACAUUUAUUAAUGGAAUAUAAAGGGAAUGGUGUAUAUAUACAUAUUUACAUAUAUGUGGUAGUAUAUUCUUGUAUUCACUUUUAGUAGGUAACCAUUUACAGGCCUGUAUUCUAUAUUGUAAAAUAUAUAACAUUGUUUAUAAAGUGAAAUUGAUAAUAACAAAGUUAAAUACAUUUUGUAUUCUUAAUAUCAAUGUUUUUGUAUAAUUCUUUUAUUAAAAAAAAAAUAUGUGUUUGGCCUAAUGGUACCAAGGACCUGUGAUCUUAGGUUUGAAUACACAGUGUUACAAUUUUUUAUUUUUUAUUUUUUGGUUCCUGGGUAGUAAGUGUUAUUUCCUAAUUGCUUAUGCCUCAAAAGUAUAGAAAAUGGCUAUUAUUCCCCACAAACUUUGCUUUUUGUGACCAGGACAGUGAUAUUUAGAAAUUUACCUAUUUUCCAGAACAUUCCAGAUAGAUUCAGUGCUGAGUAAACUUGGAGUAACUUCUAGAACUUUCCAGUAAUAUAAAUAGUAGUAUAAAUACAGGGGCCUUAAGCCCACCAGUUCAGUUUAGUUCCAGCUGCCUAAGUGGAUACAUAUCUGCAUUUUUCUGAGAUCGCAUCAAGAGGCUGCAAGCAUCCGGCAGACGCAUUUUGCUAUGUCUGCGGCCAAUUUAUCAAGACAAGAGCGAAAAAGUACUUCGUGGGAACAUCUGCUAAGAUGUGUGAGGCCUACAAGGCAUAUUUCGGCAUGCCUGUCGGGGAUCAAGACAAACCCUGGGCACCUCAUUUCACCUGCGAGCAAAAAAACUCUGGAAGGGAAGAUGGACAAUUGUUGCUCGGAAUUUUAUGUUAUAAAAUUUGUUAAUUUUUAAAAUUGUAAAAGUUUUUAAUUUUAAAAUGUUUUACAAUUUUCAAUGUUAUUGAAAAAAUAUAUCAUAUAUGAAAAAUGUUGUGAGAAUCUCUUACACAUUAGUCAUGGGUGAAAUAAAUGUAUUUUUGUAGGAUGGUACAGAGGGGAAAAGAGAGCCAUGAAGUUCACUAUCCCAAGAAUUUGGCGGGAACCCACUGAUCACUCAAGCAACUGCUAUUUCUGCAUGGUGGACCCUUCCAAACGUCGGACUGGCAAGAAUGCACCUGCUAUCACGUAUCCGGACCUUCCUUCAUCCAUCGCCCUGGUGCCACACUGCCAUAAGCUCCCCGUACCCACUCCUCCGGAGAGAGAUUAGCCGUCUUUAGAAGAGAGCAGCAAGUCGGAGAGCGAGGAAGACGUUGUAGAUCCAGAUGACAAUUUCAGAGGUGGAGCUGAGGAGAGAAACCCAUACUACCCCAACCAAAAAGACUACUCACUUCUAAAUCUUUUGUAGUCAUUUUUGUAUUACUUUAGUAUAAAUACAUGUUAAUUUGGAUUCAUAUGUUGUUUUUUUCUGACUAUGUGAACGAAAAGACACAAAUUCGCCCGUUUUCUCAUUGGAAAUAGGUAAAUUUCAAAAUAUCACUGUCCUGGUCACAAAAGCAAAGUUUGUGGGGAAUAAUAGCCAUUUUCUAUACUUUUGAGGCAUAAGCAAUUAGGAAAUAACACUUACUACCCAGGAACAAAAAUUGUGUUACAUAGUGAUAUCAGCACUGUGUGUCUCGGUUCCAUACUCAUGUAAGUCUGCUGGAAGAGAGAUGGUUAUGAAUAUGUAUUUUACUUUGAAAUUAAAAGUAUGCUGUGUCUACUGAAAUGUAAAGGUAGCAAAGGACAAGGCAUUGUCAUUAUGAUAAAUGUUUCCCCACAUAGGAAGCUCAAGGAGCAGGUUUGCAACUAUUGUGUGGAAGAAGAAUUCAAUAAUGAUUUCAAGCUGGAUCAUUUACUGCAAGUUCAGUGGCACCUAACCUAUAGCCUUCCUUUAUCUUAUGGUGUGAAUUGGAGAAUGACGAUUCAGAAUCUUGCAUUUCAAAACCUGGGAUUUAGUACAGUAAACCAUUGCCUAAUUUAAUAAACAUGUCAUACCAGUAUUAGAUGUUAAACUCCAAAUCCAGAUAAAAUCAAUAUGCUUGUUGGACUAUUGCAUUCUGUACAUUUGUCUAUGUGUGAGGAGCUUUUGAUAAGCCUAAAGGCUGUGCCCUAGGACCAAAAAGCCUCCCUUUAGAAUAGAGAUUACUGUGAUACAUCUGCUAAGAAAUAAAUAAUAAUAAUAAAUAAAUAAUAAUACAGAAUACCAUGGUAGGAGCAUAGCAAUGUGUAGUAAAUCAUUGUGAAGUAAGGAAAAGCAAAGAUCUGAAGUGGUAAACUUCAGGUAUAAGCACAGUAUUCUGUGAACAGUGCUGUAUUCAGUGUUGAUCUCUCGUGAGAUAGUUAUUUAACCAGCUAGGAAGAAUGAGGGGAAAAUGUGCUACAAUUACCGUUGGAAUAUUUUGGAAGAUUUAUUAUUAUUAUUAUUAUUAUUAUUAUUAUUAUUAUUAUUAUUACUAUUUCUUUUUUCGUAGACCAUUUGAGGCAUGUUGUAAAUGGGUUUCCUUGAACUCCCAACUAGACUCCUUUGAUGAGCUGCUGUUUGUGUGCUCUUCACUUCAGACAGGUUGGCUAGACAUUCCUUGGCAGCCUAAAAUAAACAAGGCUAUAAAAAUGGAAAAUUGGAAAAACAUAUUUGGCUUGCUUCAGUGAAGCAUUGAGAUGGUUUGAUGUUUAGCAAGUAAGUGACAAUUUUAUUAUAGGAAACAAAACAUCAAAAGGGAAGUUUUUAUUUAACAUUUUUUCUAGUUUAGACAAUAUGCUGGUAUCUGUAACAAGUAUGUGAUUCCUGUCCGUACCUACUGCAUGCAUAUUUGUAGCUAUGACUGCAUAAAAGUGCCAUUCAUUGCAAAAGGCAAUCCCACAACUGCAUGUUGAUGUAACCACCUCUCUCCAUAGCAUACUAUAGUAUAAAAAUGGUUUAGUCUGUAAAAUGCCUUCUGACUUUAUAAUAUAAAUAAUAUAUAUAAAAAAAUAUAAUUAUGCAUGUUUUUUUAGCAACAAAGUCUCAAACAAGGCUACAAAGCAUUCCAGCUGUUCUUACUGUCUGCCUUACAAGCUAUAAUAAAAAAAAAUGAUAUGUGUGUCGCAUACAGUACAUUUUAGACAAAGACACAUACUCGGGCAAUGUGUCAUAAUUGUAUAAUUGGGUCUAAAAAUAAAAACAGUAAUUGUCUCAAGUGUUUGUAACAUAGAAGUAGGGUUUACUUUAGGCCGAUAUAAUGUUCUAAAUGGUAUUAAACCAGAUCUAAUUUUAGUACCAAGAUAGUGGUGAAGUCUGUAGAACCUUAACAUUCACCCUAGGUGUUUAACUACACUGUGUAAAAAUGGAUUUCAGUUUACUAGUUUCACUGACCCAGAAUAACAGGUUUUUUUUUAUCCUCCAUGGCCAGCAGAAAACCUGCCUGACCAGCUUAAAAAACAGCUCUUGGAAUGUCUAGCAAAACAUGCAGUAAGUCUGCAGUAUGACCCAGAGUAAGGGAUACAUAUAUGUGAAAUAUUGUACUGUACUAUUUAAACAAAUAAAUAAAUAAAUAAUUCUGUUGGAAAAAUGA